CUAGGUGUCGCUAAAGCGCUGCAGUUCUGAAAUGGGAACUUCGGAAUAGGAACUGAAAAGACAGGCGAUCCCGUCCUCUGUUCCCACCCGUCAACAAAUAAUGAUGCACACAGUGGGGGAAUGAAGCCGAAGGGACUGAGAGUAAACUGCAGCCACAAUUUCCGGUAAUGAUUUCCUGGUGCCACAUGAAGGGUCUGGUUACUGUGUGCUGGGCAGAGCUGCUAAUUAAAGCAUGAAGGAAUCAAACGUGAGGCUCCUCUGCUAAUUAAUGCUUGCUUCAUAGUGAGGGUCACAGGGAUUAGCCACUUUGGCCAUUCCAGCUGUUUGGCUUAGUGGCCACAAUACACCAAACCACGUGCUAAUUGUUAUUUUAUUGCUUUUUACUAUAGAGAUAUGUCAUGUUACCCCCUGGCUGGGUUUUCCAUGGCUCAGUGUGGAGUAUAGGGUUGCCAUAAUCCAUGGUGCCCUGGACACUCACAAUUGUCAUGUAGAUGGGCAGCACAGGAAAAGUGCUACCCUGUAACUUUGGGAUCAUAAUGCUUUAAUUACAAGUGCUGCCCUAUAGUGUGUAAAAGUGCUGGCUAUACUGAAGGAUUCCUGAGGGCUUAAAGGGACAGUCUACGGACUAUAAUUUAAUACAACUUGCUGUAGUGGUUAUGGUGCCAGGAGAUACUGGUACCGACCCAAAAUGGAUUUUGGGGAGGAAAAAAUCCCCAAUUUUGCCAAUUUGGCCACUUUGUGGAAAUACCUUUUUUAAAUCCACUGCAAUUCAUGGUUUAGGUAAUAAAACCCCUGCACUUUGUAGUUUCCUCAGUGCAGAGCCAGAUUAUAUAUUGAUAUAUUUAACAUGUCUGUAUUUAAAAUAACAAUGUGGGAAAUAAGGUUCCUACCCUGUGCCCAUUCUGGUUCACAUACUGGUAAUGUUAGUAUAAAAAUGACAGAAUUCCCCGAACUUAAUAAAUAGUAACACACUUAAAGGGACACUAUAGGCACCCAGACUAGUCAUUUCAAUGAAGAGGUCUGGGUGCCAUGUCCAUCACAUUUAUUUAUUUAUAAAAUAUUUUACCAGGAAGGACACACUGAGAUUUAUCUCGGUUUUAAGUAUGUCCUUAAAGGGACACUCCAGACACCCAGACCACUCCAAUGGGCAGCCAAUGCCAACUCCCAUCAUCCUUAACCCUGCAAGUGUAGUUCUUAUAAACUGCAAUAAUUACCUUGCAGGGUUAAGUCCUCCUCUAGUGGCUAUCGGACCGCCACUAGAGGGACUUUCGGGUUCUUUUGCUGGAAUCCCCAUAGGAAAGCACUGAAUAAUGCUUUCCUGUGGGGAGGUCUAGAACGCGCGCAGCUGAUGCCAGUGGGGGGAGGAGUGUGUUCUCUUUAAACUUUAGUUUGUUCUUCAUUUCUCCUGUUCUAAAAUGUUACUUUCACUAUAACAUUAAUUCCUCUUUAUCUGUUUCUCCCCUAGGAUCCUCCUCUUCUACCACAGGUUCCCAUAUUGCGCCUCCCACGUGCACCAUCUCCCAAUGGCCGUGGUUUUGAUCCCUCUUCACCCCGUGCUCUGGCCCUGUGUCCUCCAGUAACGCACCAAAAAGCCCGCUCUACCCUCCGCCAACACUUUCUCCGUAGUCUCCUGGCAUCUGCUGGACUCCCGGUUACCUUCACCCUGUACCAGCGUGUCACCGUCAGUGCUGGACGCUUUAAUGCUUGUGACAUGGAGGCAAACAACUUUCAGGUGUCCGACCUACAGACACCUCUUGGAGUGGAAAAAGAAGCACUGAUUCGAGGCCAAGAUAUCAUAUCCUACUCCUUCCAUCUCUGACACAAUGCUUCUACUCCAAAAAUGACUUGUGAAUUGGAACUGUGAAGGCUUGCUUGUGUGUUAUGUACUAGUAUUGGUAGGUUAAGUAAUCACAGCUGGCAUGUUAUAAUGACGGCAUACUAUUGAAUUGUAUUAAGUGACACCUAGAACGGGAAUCAUGGGACUGUUAACAUGUGGAUACUCUGUGUGCCUUACCGGUAGGGAUAUAUACUAAACGUGCAGGGUUAUGCUCUAAAGUGAGAAUUGCUAGAAUUUCCACAUGAAUUUAACAUUUUGGGCAAAAACUGCAGAAAAUUAAAACAUAGCUACAUUGGAGAAUUUGUCCAGUUCAACUACUGUCAGCCAACUUGAGAAAUUCACUUAGAAUUCUCGACAAUUCACAGUUUGGUGAAUAACCCCGUGUGAGGUGUUAAGAAAUCAAAUCAAAUUUUGAAAUUCCCUGGUGAAAUCCCAACAAGUCACGGUUUACUGAAUAAUCCUGAUUGUGGUAUUAGGUCAACCAUACUAUAUAUGUUUUUUUUUCUUGUUUUAUUAUUAUUAUGGUCUGAUGGGCAAAUCUAACAUAAUUCUCAAUUUAUGUUUGUGUUUUUUAUCCAAAGUAGUUGUCUUGAUCUUUACUAUUGUUUAAGGAUGGAUCUUGAUGUUAUAAAGCUAUAUUGUUAUACCAAAUAACCCUGCUGCGUCCUCAAAUGGUCUCCACUGCCGUAGGUAGUAACACUGAUCUGACAAUUCUGCAUUCAUGCAGAUUUCUGUUAUACAACUUGUAGAUGAGAUUUAUCCAAGUGCAGCUCUCCGCCUCCGAUCCUCCCUUUCGGCUGAAUGCGCGCGCAUUCAGUCGGUCUCAUAGGAAAGCAUUUACAAUGCUUUCCUAUGGACGCUUGCGUGUUCUCACUGUGAUUUUCACAGUGAGAAUCACGCAAGCGCCUCUAGCGGCUGUCAAUGAGACAGCCACUAGAGGAUUUGGAGGCUGGAUUAACCCAUUUAUAAACAUAGCAGUUUAUCUGAAACUGCUAUGUUUAUUUAAAAAAAAAAAAGGGGUGUUAACCCUAGCUGAAGGUGUCUGGGUGCCUAGAGUGGUCCUUUAACACAAAUUUCAACGUUUACAGACGUGUUUACUAAGGUGAGAGUUGAAAGUGUAGUUUAAAUUUAAAGGUACACUAUAAACAUCCAGACCACUUUGAUCUUAAAAUUGAAAUUCACUUUGAUUUCCUUCUUUAGUGAAUAAGCCUGUUGGGCAAAGAUUGUUGAUUUGAAUAAAUUCUCCAAUCUGGCUAUAGUCACAGCUGACUUUGGCAGUUUAUUCACAACAUUACAGUUUCUAGUGAAUAAAACCAUUUCCCCAUUCAUACGUUGUUUUUAGCUCAUCAUUUCACAAAUAUGUCCAUUCACCCUGAGAAGCUGGUCUUACUCCCCUUAGAAUUCACCAACUGACUCUGAAAAUAGACCCUUUAAUCUCUUGUUUCAUUUAACCUGAGAUCCAAGACAUGUGUCUGUUCAGUAUGGUAAUCUGCUUGUCCAUCAUGAGAAUUUGUCCAUUCUCAGAAAUUGUGAGAAUUUACAGGUGUAGGCAUCAUUCGUCACUCCAGAUGUUCUGAACUACAUCUCCCUUGAUGCUUUGCCAAUGGUUGAUUACACUUUAUCUACACAUUAACUUUGGGUAUGGACCCCUUCACCUUGAGCCUGCAUACAUUGAGUUGUAUUAAAUUUGGACAGAAGGGGGCAGUCUCAUAAUAAGCAUAUCACAAUGUGUCUUCCUAGUGAUCCGCAUCAGCCUGAAAGCCAUGAUAUUUGAGUUGCUGUAUUACUCUGGUAGUAUAGAUACAAAAUAAUGAAGUAUUUCUUUUUUGUAAUACUUUUUUUUUUUUAUUGGAAUAACAAUGAAUUAAGUAUUAAAAUAAACUGCAAUUCUUGACUAUCUGGCAUCAUCGGUUUGCAAAGAAGUAUGUUAGCCUAGGUAGCAUGCGUUCUAUAAAGAAUAAAGAAACGGGUUGCGCCAAAACAACAAUAAAAUAAGGGUACUUUAAAUAGUAAAGUAUCACAGAUUAAUAGUAAC
Pelobates cultripes (western spadefoot toad) is the source of this 3872-nucleotide messenger RNA. The record is from the annotation of a GenBank genome assembly. NCBI's taxonomy places the organism in Eukaryota, Metazoa, Chordata, Amphibia, Anura, Pelobatidae.